Molecule: messenger RNA, 3705 nt
Organism: Symbiodinium necroappetens
Lineage: Eukaryota; Dinophyceae; Suessiales; Symbiodiniaceae
Source: the annotation of a GenBank genome assembly
AUGCAUCCAGCUUACCACCACGCUGCCACAGUGCAGUAUGCACACCCGCAACAAGCGCAGCCGGCAUUUCAUCCCACCACUGCCCAGGCUGCAGGAGGGUUCACAGCCGGCCAGCCUGCGGUGCAAAGCUUUGCCCAGGGAGCUCCCGGACAACCACAGUUCACUUUCUAUACGAACACACCCGGUGCGAUGCCAUCGCAGCCACUUGGUGGGUUCCAAGUCGCUGGGUUUCCAGGCACUCAACCCCAGGUAGCAAUGGGCAUGGUUCCCACCACUCAGGCCGCAAUGCAACUUCCCCCUUCGGUUAGCUACAGCCCAGCAUAUCCGCUUGCAGCCGGAGCGAUGCCUCCACCACCCCACAGCAUUGUACAGACCCAGAGUCAGGGUCAACCUGCAGAAAGCGCCCAGUCCGAGAGCAGCUACGAGUCGAGCUCGGAGGAGUCGGGUUUGGAGGCCACGGAGGGCCAGGGCGAUCAGGGUCAGCACGAAGCCAAGGCGGAGAGUGAAGGCAUUGCAGCGGCGAAAGCGGAAGAUGCAGAAGAGCCUGAUGUAGCGACGGUUCCUUCCUCAGUGCCCUCUUCCGUGUCAUUGCCACCACCCUCCAUGCCUGCGUCUGUGCCGCCCUCUAUUCCGGCCUCGAUGCCGGUCUCGGAGCAGAAGCCAAUGUCGGAGGAUUCUGUCAACAAUGCCAACUACCAGACAGUGUAUGGGGCAGCGCCAGGUGCUCCUGAGGAUGUGAACUUGCAAACGCGGCUCUCCAACUCCAAGGAGGCCCUCAAACUCCCUCUCGGAGCAAAGCCCGCAGACGAGCGCUUGGACAAGUUCCUCUUUGGUCAUGGAUAUACCAUCGCUCGGGAGGUGCAGCUCCGACAAACCUGUUCUCUUACCGGAAGGUGCUGCCGCCAAAAGCCAGCCUUCCUGCUGGAGCGCUUGGCAAAGGUGCCUUUGGCGUUGUCUAUCGUGGUUCCCGCCGACGUGACAACACUGAAGACACAGUUCAGCCGCCUGUCCUCGCAUUUGAGAUUCGAGGUCCGCUUCAUGGAAGCCUUCGUCGACAGAAGCAGCGACUCCAUGGUCAUCGCCAUGCCCCCAAAAAAGCAGCCAGUGAGACUCUGUGGCGUUUCGAUCUUAAGCUCGGGCCUUUUAGCUUUGGGAUUGAGCCGCGAGGCCAUGGAACUCGUCACCGGGGGCGAUUUGCUUUCCUCCCUGACUGGUGAGCCGCAGCACUACGAGGACACAUCAAACAUCCAAGCCGUUGUGCCGAUGUCGGAUAGGUUCAGCCUGUUCAACUACCUUCCCGAUAUGUCUCAAGGUACCGAGUGCAGCGCCGCUGAGGGCUUCUACAGCCUCGUUGCCAACGACAUCCAUGGGAAUCCUGUCCAGUUCGCCGGCAUGCAGGGCCGUGCCGUGCUGGUUGCCAACGAGCUGAACAAGCAUUUUUCUGGCCGCCUAGUCGUUCUCGCCUUCCCCUGCAACCAGUUUGGUCAGCAGGAGCCAGGCAGCGCAUCAGAGAUCAAGGCCUUCGUCAAAGCACAAGGCGCUCCCAUUGAUGAUUCUGACACAGGCUUUCGCCUCAUGGAAAAGGUGGAUGUAAAUGGGCCUGGGACUCAUCCCGUGUACAAGUUCUUGAAGGAGUCCUCAGAGGCAGCAGACAUCAAGUGGAACUUUGGGAGCUACUUCCUGGUUAGUCAUGUAGGUGCCGUCACGCGCCUGGCUGGUGGGAAGAACUCACCAAUGUCCUUCAAAGCCCUGGCGCAUGCCCACGAAAUGGGAGUCGUGCAUCGCGACCUGAAGCCUGAGAACAUCCUUCUGCGGCAAGGCGAUCGGUUCCCCAAGGUUGCAGACUUCGGUCUUUCGAGAUCUUUGAGGAAUUCUGAAAUGGCGAUGACAGUCGCCGGCACCCCCACAUACAUGGCUCCAGAGAUCCAGGAUCCACGGCUGCCCUACGACUUCCCGGCGGACAUCUACUCCCUGGGUUGUAUUCUCACGGACCUCAUGGACAAGUCCUUUUGUUGCAGUUGGUACGCCAAGGCCACGCCGGGCACCCACGAGAAAAUGCGCAAGCGCUGGCCUGAUGGUGCGACACCUCCCAAGUUCUCUGCUCCCUUGAAGGAGCUGCAAGGCUCGAUGAUCGGUCAAGCCCCCGGCCUUAGGCCCACUUGCUACCAGGUGUGCAACGAUCUACUCACCCUGGCAGAUACGCAGCCUCUCCCCCAUGUCCUGUGGCAGGAGAAGACCAAGCUGCCAAAGGGCGCCCCUUCGCAGAAGAUGCUGGGCUCAGAGCUCGCUCGCGAAAUUGCAGGCCGUGGUGGCUACGCCGUCGGCUGCCGCGUCCGGGUGUUCGUAGACGGGGGGUGGCAUCCCGGCGAGGUGAAGCACAUCUCGACGAGCAUGUGCCCUGGAGCCGUGCAGGUGCACUUCAGGAGAGGAGGUGAUGCCAAAGGUGAGGAAGCCAUCCUGGUCUGCCCCUGGCAGUUCCAGCAGCUGCUCCGACCAGAUCCGGGAGCCAUAACGAAGGAUGAGAGGAUGGGCACCCUCAUCUUUCCAGAGCAGGCCCCACCUCCGAAGACGAGCCCCUCCAAGGGGUCGAGGACUCCUGCGUCGACGCCCGCUCGGAAAGAGGCCCAAGUCGAUUUCACCUGUGUGGGUUUGUCUUGCUGUGUUCUGCAACAACGUAAAGGUAGCGAUCCGGUAGUGCAGCACGACAAUUCAAUUCUGGCUCCUGACGGCUGCGAUCGCAAAGCGAUUCGCAUCCUCCGAAAGCGGACAGACGUAGCUUUGGUGAACUUCUGGUACUGCAAGAAGUACUCUUGCAUGGAAGGCGUCGUGGCAGCUGAAGUGAGCCUGGCCGCAGAAAUCAAGAAGUCGAUCGAAGAAGAGUUGAAUGCCUUGUUCUUCAAGAGUGGACUCACAAUGCCCACGAGGAACGCCUCCAGCAUUCUGCUGAUCAACCAGGUGUCUGGCAGCUUCCCUGAGCAACAGGGUCUUCAAAUCGCACAGGGGCCUCGGAGCUCUUGGCUUGUCUGCGCAGCUUGCGCCUACCCACUUGUCCGUGUUGAUGAGCUGAUUGAGGAGAAGUUUGAAUGCCGGAAGGAUGUGACGUGGGUCUACGAGCUCGAUGUAUUGGAACUGUCAACUUGGUGUUAUUCCGCAACCAAUGCCCACGAUCACAGAUUCGAUGUAGUCCGAGUGCUCCCGACGGGCUUGAACCGAAGUCUCGCCGUCGAGGGGAAGCCGACUGCAGAGUUCUCCUGGUUUCCGGGCUUUGCGUGGGCAAUGGCUCACUGCUGCCAUUGCAACCGCCACUUGGGCUGGGCCUUCUACCCAGAAUCGCCUGAGGAGCACCCUGAGCGUUCGGAGCAAACCGCGGAUGCGGUUCCGCCGUCUGAUCUGGCUUUCUUCGGGCUCGUGCUCACGAAGAUGCGGGAGAGCCACUUGCACGAUUCAGAAGUGGAUGAGAUCUUUACCAGAGCCAGGUCGACGCAGCAAUCGCCAAAUCGGCAAGAAGUUUCGAGCAUGCUGCGCUCGCUGAGACAAGCCUUGAGACAGGUACCUGCCGAUGCGCUGUUAUUUUCAUAUUUCUUAUCUCAGCGCCGGGAAGACACUUCCAGCCGUGAGUCAAUGCGGAGUACAGAGACGACGCUGGAGGAUCGUGACAGGCGUGAUCCUGAAGCCCAGCCCGAGCAAGCUGACGCUGAAGUGUAG